Talaromyces proteolyticus is the source of this 2624-nucleotide messenger RNA. Its product is annotated as putative multispanning membrane protein. Gene Ontology annotation, cellular component: membrane; Golgi apparatus. The transcript is spliced from 5 exons. The record is from RefSeq and is a predicted model, not a curated record. Bases 345 to 2492 code for a protein of 715 amino acids. Gene Ontology annotation, biological process: vacuolar transport; protein localization to membrane. NCBI's taxonomy places the organism in Eukaryota, Fungi, Ascomycota, Eurotiomycetes, Eurotiales, Trichocomaceae.
UUCUCAUACAAUUACAAUCACGAAGGGCAGAUCAUCGGCCACCGUGGUAUCGUUGCUCUGCUUCGACUGCAAUUUCCUCGCGUCCUAUACAUGAGGUACUUUGUACCCGUUCCAUUCGUUACCCAGCUUCUCAUUCACGGCGGUGGUCCCCUUUUACAAUACCCCGGUACAACCCUUUCCGGCGAUCCGCUCGAUAGCGUCCUGCUUUCAGGCUGCGUGUACACUACUCACAACAGGGGGAACAUCACUAAUCCUGACUCUUGCCUCGCCAGUCAUAUCAGCAGUGUAUGCAUACACUAUAACCGAGGCUCCUGUUAGCUCAGGUCCUUAUAGGGUCUUUGGAAAUGGCCUUGACAGUGCAAGUUCGGAGCUGGUCCUUCACGAUAUGGGUUUUGCUCGUGUCAACAUGCCAAUCCUUCUAUAUUCCCGGGUACUCCGUCAUCAGUUAUGAGGAUAAAGAACCGAUACCGCUGCUCGUAAACAAAGUGUUUUCGGAUCGUACGCAAUUACAAUAUGCCUAUUUUGACCUUCCUUUCGUCUGUCCGCCUACAGGCCAGAGACAUGGUGAUUCUACAUUUGGAUCGGGACACAGCAUUUCCUUGAACCUGGGUGAAAUCCUCCGAGGCGAUCGAAUAAUGACCUCCGACUUCGAAUUAGUUAUGGGCCAGGACGUCGGUUGUCGCACCCUCUGUACACGCGAGGUGAAUCGCAAGGACGUCAAAUGGGGCCGUCAGCUCAUCAAAGAUGGGUAUGUGGUGGAAUGGAUUGUCGAUAAUCUUCCCGCAGCCACCAGUUUUGUUACAGUCGAUCGCAGCCGAAAGUACUAUUCUAGCGGAUUUAAACUAGGAUAUCAGGACUACUUCCCCGCCGAUGGAUCAUCACGGUUUUACAUCCAUAACCACUUCACCAUCGUUAUCCGAUGGAGAAAGGCUCCAGGAAAGGCUGGUGACCAAGGAAAGAGUGUUAUUGUCGGAUUUGAGGUCUAUCCAAAGAGCAUUGGCCUUGAGAACCGUGAACAAGAUGGAUGCCCGACGGACGUGCGUGCUGAAAACUCGCAUCUAGAACUGUUCAUCGCCCCGAACAACACAAAAUUGGAGCAAUUAUACACCGACUCAUCAUAUCUCCCGCAACGAGGCGAAGAUGCAGACGAUGGCGCGACGAUGGAAAUCCCUUACACGUAUUCCGUUUUCUUCCGCGAGGAAAAAUCAGUCGAAUGGGCUAACAGAUGGGAUUUAUUCUUCACCGAUCAGGUUGACAGCUCGAUGACCCAUUGGCUUGCGAUUAUUAAUUCGCUGACAAUAUCGGGCGUCCUUGGCGUGACAGUCAUUGUGAUUUGGGGUCGAACAGUGCAGGGCGAUACCAAGGGCCGCGGAGAUGGCGUCAUGGAGGAAGGCAAAGCUAAGACUCGUUCAGCGAGAAAGUCACAAGGAGCGGCGGAGGAUGACUCAGGCGAAGGGCUUCUCGAUCAACAGAGUAAAGGAGAAGCUGAGGCCGAGUCCCCAUCUGAUGACGAAUUGGAGGAUGUUUCAGGAUGGAAACUACUUCAUGCAGACGUUUUCCGUCUGCCGGUACAUAGUGGUCUCCUGGCUCCUUUAGUAGGAUCUGGUACACAGCUGCUCUUCGUGGCAGUGGGUCUUCUUAUCCUCAGUAGUAUCGGAAUUCUAAACCCUAGCUUUCGAGGUGGCUUUGUCACUGUUGGAUUCGGCCUGUUUGUCUUCGCGGGGCUUUUCUCCGGCUACUUUUCAGGUCGGCUUUACAAGACUCUCGGUGGCCAGCAAUGGAAGAAGAAUACGGUUCUUACCGCUUCGCUGUUCCCUGGGUUGACGUUUUGUCUGAUAUUUGUUCUGAACUUGUUUGUCUGGGCGCAAGCUUCCAGCACCGCACUACCUUUCGGUACGCUUAUCGGACUUGUUGCCCUGUGGCUACUGGUCCAAGUUCCAUUGGUAUAUGCUGGCAGCUGGUUCGGAUAUGUACGCGGGGCGCCAUGGCAGCAUCCAACAAAGACAGCCGCGAUUGCGCGGCAGAUCCCCAAGCAGCCGUGGUAUCUUCGUGGUGCCAAUGGUAUUCUGCUGAGUGGACUGAUCCCAUUUGCAGUCCUCUUCAUUGAACUGCUAUUUGUCUUCAAAAAUCUUUGGCAGGACAAGAGCGGCUACUACUACGUGUUCGGCUUCUUGAGCGUAGUCAGCACUAUAUUAAUUGUCACCGUGAGUGAGGUAACCAUUAUUACGACAUAUAGCCAACUAUGUGCCGAGAACUAUCACUGGUGGUGGCGAAGCUUCCUCACUGGUGGCAGCAGCGCCUUUUGGAUCUUUGCUUACUGUAUUUGGUAUUACAUGUUCAAACUGCACAUCACGGGAGUUGUCUCAAGUCUCCUGUUUUUUAGCUAUAGCUUUCUCGCGUGCGCUGUCUAUGGACUGCUCACUGGGACAGUCGGUUUCUUGACGGCGUACGCAUUUAUUAGAAGGAUAUACAGUGCUACCAAGAUCGAUUGAUCCAUAGCGGCCUUUUUACUCGUCACGCAGUACACGAUAUAUAUUUCAUAAUUGUUCCUAGUCUUUAGCAUGGCGUUAAUUUAAGGAAUUUAAUAUCUUAUAUAAUUAUCUGAUGCCCAUUUGGGAUUAUUC